Messenger RNA from Lathyrus sativus (Indian pea), 870 nucleotides. NCBI's taxonomy places the organism in Eukaryota, Viridiplantae, Streptophyta, Magnoliopsida, Fabales, Fabaceae. The record is from the annotation of a GenBank genome assembly.
AUGGCAAUAAAUUUUGUAUCUUGGAUCAUCCUUCUUCAUCUUCUCCUAAUCCUAUUGUGUUCACAUGGAAACCAAGCAAGGGAAUUGGUUGAAACAGAAAACAAAUCAUUGAAAAUUCAACACAACCAUCAUCAUCAUCAACAACAUAAUCAUAUGACUCAUAAUAUUGAUCCUUCAUUAAUGGUGUUUUUCACUUUGAAAGAUUUGAAAGUUGGAAAAAAAAUGCAAAUUUAUUUCCCUAAGAGAGACCCUUCAACUUCUCCAAAGUUAUGGUCAAAAGAAGAAGCUGAAUCACUUCCUUUCUCAUCAAACCAACUCUCAUAUCUUCUCAAAUUCUUCUCUUUUUCUCCAAACACUCCACAAGCCAUGGCUAUGGAAAACACCUUACAAGAAUGUGAAAGCAAACACAUCAAAGGAGAAGUCAAAUUCUGUGCUACUUCAUUACAAUCCAUGCUUGAAUUCACACAAAACACUCUUGGUUCAAAUUCUGAAAUCCAAGUCUAUGCAACUUUGCAUAAAACAAAAUCAAGUGUUACUUUUCAAAAUUACACUAUAGUUGAAAUUUUGAUGGAAAUUCUAGCUCCAAAAAUGGUGGCUUGUCACACUGUGCCUUACCCUUUUGCUGUUUUUUAUUGUCAUAGUCAAGAAAGUGAGAAUAGGGUGUAUAAAGUAUUAUUGGGAGGUGAGAAUGGAGAUAAAGUUGAAGCUAUGGUUGUUUGUCACAUGGAUACAUCACAAUGGGCACCAAGUCAUGUUUCAUUUCAAGUUCUUGGUGUUACACCAGGAAGUUCUUCUGUGUGUCACUUUUUUCCAGCUGAUAAUUAUAUUUGGAUCCCUAAGUUGAAAUCACAAGGUUCAUCUAGCAUGUGA